Panicum hallii is the source of this 2469-nucleotide messenger RNA. RefSeq names its product prostaglandin reductase-3-like. Gene Ontology annotation, molecular function: oxidoreductase activity; zinc ion binding. Gene Ontology annotation, cellular component: mitochondrion. NCBI's taxonomy places the organism in Eukaryota, Viridiplantae, Streptophyta, Magnoliopsida, Poales, Poaceae. The transcript is spliced from 18 exons. The coding region runs from base 240 to 2144 and encodes 634 amino acids. The record is from RefSeq and is a predicted model, not a curated record.
GAUAAACAGAGGAGCGGCGCCGAAUAAACUCCGCGGCCUCGUCUCCUUCCCCACUUCGGCAUCGGCAGUUCCGCGAGCCGGCCGAUACCUUGGCUACUAGUAGUAGUCGCUACCCGAUCGCCUGCUCCCGCUGCGCUCUGCGUCUCUUUCCGACUCUCGCGCCUUCUACCCCCGCCACGCCUCGGCAGCAGCCCCUCGCCCGCACCGCAUCCCCACCCCACGCCUCCGGCGCCGGCGAGAUGGAGCUCAAGCCCGGCAUGUCGGCGCUCGUCACCGGCGGCGCCUCCGGCAUCGGGAAAGCACUGUGCAUUGCUUUUGCACAGAAGGGUUUAUUUGUGACCGUCGUCGAUUUCUCAGAAGAAAAUGGAAGAGAAGUUGCGGUGUUAAUUCAAAAGGAAAAUAACAAAUUUCAUAGAGAUCUUAGAGUUCCAUCUUCUAUAUUUGUCAGAUGUGAUGUUAGCAAUGCGGAUAGUCUUGCUGCUGCUUUUGAGAAGCAUGUACAAACAUAUGGUGGACUAGAUAUCUGCAUCAAUUGUGCUGGAAUUGCCAAUAAAACACUAGUUUAUGACGAUACAUCCGAUGGAGCUAGAACAUGGAGGCAUGCUGUAAAUGUUAACCUUGUUGCUGUUAUUGAUGGUACUCGCAUUGCAAGUCAAAUAAUGCGGUCCCAAAAGAAGCCUGGUGUCAUAAUAAAUAUCGGUUCAGCAGCAGGCCUUUAUCCUAUGUUUUUUGAUCCCAUAUAUAGUGCGACAAAAGGGGGUGUGGUUAUGUUUACAAGAUCACUUGUUCCAUUGAAACGCCAUGGUGUUCGUGUCAACGUGCUCUGCCCAGAGUUUGUUCAAACUAAUCUGGCGGAACAAAUGAGCCGCAGAAUUGUGGAUUCUACUGGUGGAUAUUUGAAGAUGGAGGAUAUUGUCAAUGGUGCGUUUGAGCUUAUACAGGACGAGAGCAAGGCUGGUGCUUGCCUUUGGAUAACGAAACGACGAGGGAUGGAAUACUGGCCAACACCAGAAGAACAAAGAAAGUAUAUGGUGAACCCCAGCAAGUCGAAAAGGACGCUGACAAAGAACAUAUAUCCCAGCAUCCAAAUGCCUGAAUCUUUUGAGAAGAUAGUUGUUCACACACUCAGCCAUAAUUUCCGCAAUGCUACAAGACUUGAGCACGUCCGACUGAGAUUGCCUGUUGAACCACACAGUGCUCUGGUUAAAAUAAUAUAUGCUGGUGUAAAUGCUAGUGAUGUAAACUUCAGCUCAGGACGCUAUUUUAGCGGUAAUCCUAAAGAAAUUGCUUCACGCCUUCCAUUUGAUGCUGGUUUUGAGGGUGUGGGAAUCGUUGCCGCUGUUGGAGAUUCAGUGAAUCAUAUCAAAGUAGGCACUCCGGUGGCCCUUAUGACUUUUGGAAGCUAUGCUGAAUUCACGCAGGUUCCAGCCAAACAUCUUCUUCCGGUGCCUAGACCAGACCCAGAGGUUGUUGCUAUGUUGACAUCAGGACUGACUGCUUCAAUUGGUCUUGAAAAGGCGGGGCAAAUGACAUCUGGGAAAGUUGUUUUAGUUACAGCAGCUGCCGGUGGAACAGGACAAUUCGCCGUUCAGUUGGCGAAACUAGCAGGCAACAAGGUUGUUGCCACAUGUGGAGGUGAAAGUAAGGCUGAACUUCUGGCUUCCUUAGGAGCUGAUCGUGUUAUCAAUUACAGGAAUGAAAGCAUCAAAGAUGUUCUGAAGAAAGAGUUUCCAAGAGGUGUAGAUAUCAUAUAUGAAUCUGUAGGUGGGGAAAUGUUUGACUUGUGCUUGAAUGCACUUGCAGUCCAUGGGCAUCUCAUUGUAAUUGGUAUGAUCUCCCAGUAUCAAGGAGAGGGUGGAUGGAAGCCAAAGAAUUACACUGGACUAUGUGAGAAGAUACUAGCUAAAAGUCAAACUGUGGCUGGAUUUUUCCUUGUUCAGUAUGCUCAUCUGUGGCAAGAUCAUCUUGACAAACUUUUUGACCUGUAUGCCUCUGGAAAACUAAAGGUUUCCCUAGACCCCAAGAAGUUCCUGGGUGUUGCUUCCGUGCCAGAUGCAGUAGAAUACCUUCAUUCUGGCAAGAGUGUUGGCAAGGUCGUUGUGUGCAUUGAUCCAUCAUACAGUCAGGUCGUUGCCAAGCUAUAACUUAUGGACAAUGAUACGCAUUAUGAUUCACGGUUGCGAAGUAGGUUAGGCUGUUAGAGGUACACAUAUACCCUGAGGCCCUUCGGGUCUUUGUUUCCUGCCUAGAUGGCUCAACACAAGACAGCAUUUUCCAGGUUCGUUUAAAAAAGACAGCAUUUUUCAAGGGAGAUAAGAACCGAAUAAUUUGCAUAUGUUGGUGUAUUCGUGUAUAGCUCAGUUUUGUGCAUAGUUUAUAAGAUGCGCGACUAUACUAAAGGGCAAACAUGGACAUGGAAAUCGAAUAAGUUUAUAAUACCAGAGAUUAUGAUCAUGUUGGACAUUGGUA